UUUAGACCAAGACUUUCAAAUUUUCUUAGUCAUUUAAACAUCUUUCGAGCGCAUAACAUUUAUGGAUUCCAACAACCACCCUCUUACUUCUCUCAUAUGUCCUGCCAUACGAAUCAAAAACCUAAAAAGCCAAAGUCCUAUAGAAAUUUACGGGCAAGAUUAUUUCAUAGUCCAUAAUUCCUAUUAUUUUUUUAAUGCCAAAGAUGAAGAGUCUUCGUGUUCACACCACCUUCUCCCUAUUAUUGGGUGCAACAAUAGAGAAACUGUACCAAUCGUACAAAUUGCUAUAGGGUACAUAGAAAAAUAUUGUGGUGCUUGUUGUUCUGAUACAAAAGGUACAACAUAUUAUUUUUGUAGCGAAUGUGACAUAUGGUACCACAAAGAAUGUGUCGAGUCGUCCCCUAUAGUCAAAUCUCCGUACCAUCCAAAACAUUCUCUCCAACUUUACAUAGGUGCAUCUACUUACCAAAUGUUAUAAAAAUAGCUCGUCACAAGCACCGUGUUUCUUUAGCUUCUUCACUUUUGUCUCGAAAUUGGUCAUGCGGUGUUUGUCACCAAAAGAUUGACGAAAAUUAUGGGGCAUAUUCUUGCAUGAAAAAUGACUGUAAUUAUGUAGCGCAUUCUAGUUGUGCGACAAGGCAAGAUAUAUGGGAUGGAAAAGAUCUUGAAGGAGAACCUGAAGAGGUAAACGAAAGCAUCGAGCCACCGGUUGAGGAGAUAAGUGAUGGGACUAUACUACAUUUUAGUCAUCUAGAACAUCCCAUGCGACUUGUCGAGGAUGUCAACAAAUGGUACGAUGAAAAAGAAAUUUGUCAAGCGUGCAUACUUCCUCCAUACGAUGGUAAAGUUUAUACAUGCAUGCGCAUGGAAUGUGGCUAUGUUCUCCAUGAAGAAUGUGCAUAUUUUCCCCGUGUGAAACAACAUCCAUUACAUGCCCAUUCACUUACUCUGGAACCAUAUGGUACACAAAUGAUACGUAAGUGUCAUUGUUGUAAUACUUACUCCCUUGGUUUCAAAUAUGUAUGUCAUAAUACUGAUGGUGAUGAUGAGGGUUUCAGUUUAGAUGUACGAUGUGCUUUAAUAUCUGAGCCGUACGAUUAUCAUUCUCAUAUGCAUCCCUUGUUCUUAACCGAUUCAGUAAUUGUCUGUUUUAUUUGUCAUCUUGGUCAUCUUCGGGGAGCUUUAAAAUGUGAUGAAUGCAACUUUUCCUUGUGUUUUAGUUGCGCCACUCUUCCAUAUAAAGUGAGAUACAAGAAUGAUGAACAUUUACUAACCUUUUUAUAUGGAAAAGCUGCGAACGGAGUCUAUUGGUGUGAUCUUUGUGAGAGAACAAUAAAUCCAGUCACUACAAAAAUAACUGGAUUCCGCGGAUUCUAUAGAUGCAAUGAAUGUGAAGUCACACUUCAUACCACCUGUUUACUUGGGGUUGAUAUGUAUAUGAAUCAUGGUUCAAAGGUUACAGUAAACAAAGAGGAGUUCAGUAUCGUUCGAAACACUACUCUCACUCGACCAAUCUGCAAAAAAUGCCGAAGACGUUGCAAAUACAGAGUGAUAAUACACAUUGAAGUGAAUCUGAGCAGGCCAUUGAAGGGGACAAUUCAGGUGAACGAAGAGAGGUAUUUUGUGUCGUAUGAGGGACUCACCAACAUUUGCUCCGGCUAUGGUGUGUAUGGGCAUUUGGUCCAUGUAUGUCCUCGACGAGUAUUGGCAGAAGUGGUGGUGAGUUUUUUACAGACAGGGAUCAGCAAGGCUUAUCCGCUGUCAUUUCUGGUACGUUUUUGCCAUGGCUUCAUCUCAAGGGACUGGAUGGUCCGUGUUGUGCAUAUGCAUAGAAAGGCUAAUCGACUAGCUGACGGAUUAGUAAACUAUGCGUUCUCCUUACCAUUAAGUUUUCAUUUGUUUCAGUCUAGUCCGGAGAGUGUUGCUGCAAUUGCGUUGCAGGACUCUGUUGGUCAUGCUAUUCCAAGACUUGUUUGUAUUUAGUCUUUUUUUUUUUUUAAUAAAUAUGGGAGUUUAACUCCCUCUAGUGUUUGUAUUUGGUCACGCUAGUCUCAAACACUAGAGGUUCCAGUUCGAACUCGGGCUCAGAGCCUCAGACAUUUUCCUUCAUUCAAAUUUUGAACUUCUUUUAUGAUAGGUAAUUUGAAAUUCUUUUUAGAUAGGUAGUCUACUUGUUAUUUAUGUUUAA
Molecule: messenger RNA, 2188 nt
Organism: Camelina sativa (false flax)
Lineage: Eukaryota; Viridiplantae; Streptophyta; Magnoliopsida; Brassicales; Brassicaceae
Source: RefSeq, a predicted model, not a curated record